Thunnus maccoyii (southern bluefin tuna) is the source of this 2987-nucleotide messenger RNA. RefSeq names its product Kruppel-like factor 9 (gene klf9). Gene Ontology annotation, biological process: regulation of transcription by RNA polymerase II. NCBI's taxonomy places the organism in Eukaryota, Metazoa, Chordata, Actinopteri, Scombriformes, Scombridae. The record is from RefSeq and is a predicted model, not a curated record. The coding region runs from base 416 to 1099 and encodes 227 amino acids. Gene Ontology annotation, molecular function: RNA polymerase II cis-regulatory region sequence-specific DNA binding; DNA-binding transcription factor activity, RNA polymerase II-specific. The transcript is spliced from 2 exons.
UGGAGUUGAGAGAAGUGCUGCUCACAGUAAAAUAGGACAAGUUGACGCAUGUGUGGGAGCGCACAGGAAGGCGGAAUAAACGCAGACACAAUAGCUCAGUCCUUAAACGCUGUUUUAUUGAUCAGAUUAUUAGAAAAAAAUGAUCCAUCGGUAGAAGGAGAGAGGGAGAGCCGGGGACUGUUCAGACUGCUAUCUUUACUGAGGGGGGUGUUUAUUUAUCCGCCCUGCAACCUCCACAAGAAAACGCAGCCUUUGCGGAAUGGUCACAUUGAAGACGACACGUGUGGGUGGUUAACCACAUGUUUACUGGCAGGACUGCGGUCUGAUUACUUUAUUGUGUCAUUUUUUCCCGGAUUGUUUUUCAAUACAUAGCCUACAUUGUUUCUUGUCUCUAUUAUCCGGAUCCGCUGCGGUGAUGUCGGAGGUUGAUGUCCCUGCAGACUGCGUCCCCAGCAGACCACCGGGGCGCACAGAGGACAUGUUGAAAGAGAACCAAGAGAACGGGACUUUACUGAUGGUGGCGAUGAUUUUACUGGACUUGAACAAAUGCAAUCCCAACGCUAUCAGCGCGGGAGGCAGCAGAUGUGUCGGGGCCAGCGAGGCCGGCGCGCAGGAGAAGGUGGAGCGGGGGAGCCGCUGGCUCAACGCCGGGGACAGCCGGGGCUCGGCGGCACCCAAACAGUCCCGGAACCAGAAGCCGGCGGCUGCGGCGGCGAGACAGGACUCCCCCGAAAAAAGGCACUGCUGCCCUUUCGCCGGCUGUGGGAAGAUGUACGGCAAGUCGUCCCACCUCAAAGCCCACCUGAGGGUCCAUACCGGUGAGCGCCCGUUCGAGUGUACCUGGCCAGACUGUGGCAAGAAGUUCUCCCGCUCAGACGAGCUGACACGUCACUACCGCACACACACGGGCGAGAAGCGUUUCAACUGUCCAAUGUGUGACAAGUGCUUCAUGAGGAGUGACCACCUGACUAAACAUGCCCGAAGACACGCAGGCUUCCAUCCCAGCAUGCUCCAGGGCGCCAGCGCAGCCAAGAGACGCCGUUGCUCUGUGUCCAUGUCGUCCUCUGACUCUGGAGACCAAAGCCCUGUCGGGGUGUGAGACACACCCUCAUGCUGUACAUAUAUACAUAAAGGUACAUGCAGUCCAUAACAGAGGCAUACACAAACACGGACACACCCGUGUACCUUUUAUACAAAUCCGGUCAAGUCAGACAACUCAACCAGCUAUACCACUAUCAGAGUUUUUCUACGCAUGUAACAUUGUGCAACAAACAGAAACAUACUUCUGAACCUGGCUGUAAUCAAAUUAGAGCUUCCCUCCCUUCUUCCCUGAGGUGAUUGGUAUUUAUUAAAGAUUAUUCAGAGUCUGUCUAUAGGCAGGUGUAGUUGCUUUGCAGCUUGUAAUUAUUUUACUUCAUGUUGUGUGAGGUUUUUUUUUUUCUUCUGGAUGUAUAUGUAUAGUUUUCAUAAACACUACAUGUGUUCAUUCUCAAUCACAGACUUCAUUUGCAGGUGAAAAAACAAGAAAACAAAAUGUCAUGAGUGAGAUAUUCCCAGUGAGUUAAGAGGAUUUAGUGAAUAUUAUUAUUGCACACAUAAACACACCUGUGUACAGUUACUCUCCAGUCCAGGACAAAGCGAAUGUACAGUAUAGCAGUAUUAUCAUGUAUAUAGAUUAAACUACCUUUCAGAUGGAUGAUUUACUCAAUAUACUGUAGUUAAGUGUUAUUAGAAAGUAAUAAAACAAAGCUAUAAUAUAGAGAAUUAAAGAGCUUGGGUAUUUAAUUUCAUAUAUUUUACUCUGGGCUUAGUAAAUCAGGUAAACUGUGAGCUUUUAGGUAUAAGCGGUGUGUUUCCUGUGUUGAUACAUAAAUGUUUUCACAUCAUGAUAAACUUGCAAAUAAUUGCACCAAAAUACCUUUACAGUACUUUGACAAGACCAUAACACAUAAGCAAACCUCAUGGUAAGAUGAAUUUCAGCAACUGUAUCGCUUUCCACGCUUGAAUUGUGUCAACAGUGCAGGAAAAACAUAACAGGGUAAAGCCUUUAAAAGCUACAGUGGGAGACUUUACUUUUUCCACUUGCAGUUGAAACACUUUUCAGAGUUUAAGACCACAACGAGUCAUAUUUAUUAAAAGUGUGUAAACUGUAAACAAGGAGCUCUGUGCCUUUUAAGGGUUUUGUAGCAGAGAGGAUUUCUACAUUUUCAGCUUUUGGAAUUAAACUACCUGAAUGAACAUCGUCAAGACUCUUUAUGUUGAUAUUCAACAAUCAUUUGAAUAUCAAUGACUGUCUCUUAUGCCAACAGUGCCAGCUGCUUGAAACUAACUUCUGUUUACUCAGUAUCUGGACUGCAUUUUAUCAGGGAAUAAUGUGAUGCAUGGUCAUUUCAAUCAAUAUUACACCCCCUGGUGGUGAUGUUGAAGCACAACAUUUCUCGCAACAGAAAGUCAUAAAACCUCUUUUUUUUUUCUUUUUUUUUUUUUUCUGUCUGAGCAUUUUAAGGCACACUCUUGUUUUAGUUUGUGAAUCAAUCAAUUCCAUCAUGUAGCAUGUUUGUAUGUAUUUGUUUGGUACAGUGUAUUUUUUAUUUGACUGGUAAUCUUUUAUAAUAAUAUUAAUGGGAUGACAGGUGUUAUUUGUCCACUACCGGAGCCAGAAACACUGUUGAUGUCAUUAGUUUUCUUUUUAUACUUGCCAUAUGAUGCAUCAUCAAAUGUCCAGAUAGAGUGUAAAGUUAGGUUUAGAUUAGCUCUUAGGACACAAACCUACAUACAUUUGUAAAGUGAAAUGCUGUUUUUCUUUUGUUCUGGCAUUAUGACAACUGUGAUUGUGUCAUCACCCUUUCAGGUUGAAGCCCUUACUUCUGAUGCUACUGUACUGUAAUCAGGGACUGUCAGUCCAGACCCUAUGUUAUCGCAUUAUACAUAGCCAUGUAAUAAUUGUUGCUCAAAAGUUUUAACAUUAAAAUUAUUUUUCUUUCUAA